AUAGCCAUAACAAUCAAGUAUAUUUUCUCUGCAUCCUUUCUUGUACUGACAUCAACUGACAGCAUCUUGGACAUCAACAUUAAAGUUCAAGAGCAGAUUCACCACCCCAGUAGCAUGUGACAAGUAUUUUCGGUAUCUAGCGGAGGCUGCUUAACCCCAUGUGCAGCUAAAAGAGUUUUUUUAAAAAGUGGGCUUGAAACAAGUGUUGACUUGCUAUAAAAAUGAGACAGCAUGAAAUUACUAUUUCAAUGUGCAUCUUUUACAGGAAGAGCCAUGUUUUUGAGUAUGCAGUAAAUCAACGGUCUGGAUUUCCUAUCGAACUCUUACAAGGAAUUAAUGGAAAGACAUUGUUUGUAGAUGAGCAAAAUAUGGUCUAUCCAGUGACGAGUUUUCCAGAGAAUGCCAUCAAUCAAGUCUCCCGUACUGCUAUUGAACUACAUCAAAAGCAAUUUGCACCUACAUCUCAAAUACUGAGGCAGAGGCAAACGAUUGAGCUGGUAUUUCUUUCCAAAGUGGAAUAUGAGUGGAAUGGGAAAUCCUACUCCUAUUAUGUUUAUGGAAAUGAACACAAAGUAUAUGCUGAUGAUUAUCCUAGAAAAUGUUGCUGUUUUAUCAUAUAAUUUAUAUAUCACUUCAACUAGAGAAAAGGCCAUGCAUAUUAGAUAAAGAUAAAGCUUUUCCCCUGACGUUAAAGCUACUCAUGUCCAACUUUGAGGUUUGGUGCUCAUGUCUAUUUCUAAGCCGAAGAGCCGGUGUUAUCUGUAGAAAUC
This is a messenger RNA of Anolis carolinensis (green anole), 770 nucleotides long. Its product is annotated as protein SSUH2 homolog. The transcript has 3 exons. Lineage: Eukaryota; Metazoa; Chordata; Lepidosauria; Squamata; Anolidae. The coding region runs from base 222 to 620 and encodes 132 amino acids. The record is from RefSeq and is a predicted model, not a curated record.